Molecule: messenger RNA, 1533 nt
Organism: Schistosoma guineensis
Lineage: Eukaryota; Metazoa; Platyhelminthes; Trematoda; Strigeidida; Schistosomatidae
Source: the annotation of a GenBank genome assembly
AUGUCAGUUUGCAGGAAAUUCGGUCGAAAUAAUGGUUACUAUUGGUUCAUCGUUCUUCCCGAAUGUAGCAAAAGCCUUAUUUCCCGGAAUUCACAUAACUCUACAAAUGGUGUUGAAAUGGCUAGAAUGCAACAGCACUAUGCUCUGUUAAAUAAGAAAUGCGAAGAACACAUAACCACAUUCGAUCAAGUUAAUCCGCGGGAUGUAUUUGUAAAUAAUGAAGUAAAGUUGAGCAAAAUUCAAGUGUACGGGUUUGAUUAUGAUUACACAUUGGCUCACUAUACAUCCGCAUUGGACGAAUUUAUUUUCAAUGAAUCUCGUAACUGGCUUGUUGAACAGAUGAAGUAUCCUGAAGAAAUUCUGAACUAUGAUUAUACUGAGUUCGCUAGACGUGGUUUACAUUUUGAUGUAAAACGAGGCUUAUUAAUGAAAGUAGAUGCAUUUCAUCAUAUUCAACUGGAUACUGUUUAUCGUGGAUUUAAACUACUGUCAUUGGAUGAGAUAUUAAAAGUUUAUCGUGGGAGUCAUUUAUCUAGUGAUAUUUUAAAACAAAAAUUUACACCUAAUGACACUAUUAUGAUUCAGUUGAUGGAUCUUUUCCGAUUACCGGAAAUUAAUCUUCUAUGUUCUAUUAUAGAUUUUUUUGAUCGACAUGGAAUAGAUUAUAAGCCUGUUUAUGUUUAUCAGGAUGUUUCUACAGCUGUAGCAAGAGUCCAUAAAUCUGGCCUUCUAGGUCAAACCGUAAUGUCUGAUCCAGAAAGGUAUAUUGCGAAGGCACCAGAACUAUCUACGUUUUUAUAUCGCUUAGUAAAAAAUAAUAAGAAAUUAUUUGUUAUUUCAAACAGUUCAGCUGCUUACAUAGAUAGGGGUUUGAAAUUUUUGGUUGGAAACGACUGGCAAGAAUUAUUUGACGUGAUCAUUUCUAGAGCCAAUAAGCCAUCGUUCUUUAAAUCACCACUCGGGCAAUUUCGACGUACUGAUAUCAGUGGGACUUUCAAACAUUGGGAAGCAGUUCAAACAUUUAAACGAGGUCAAAUAUAUGAAGGAGGUUGUUUAGAACAGAUGAUAAAACUUACAGGUUGGUCUUCAGCUAGUAUAUUAUAUUUUGGAGAUCAUGUCUAUGCUGAUCUUGCAGAUGUAGCCAGUACAUAUGGUUGGAUGACUGGAGCUGUUAUACCGGAACUUGAAAGUGAACUUAUUGCUGCGAAUAAUCAUGAUUUCAAAAUUAAUUUAAAACGUUUAAGAAUGCUAGAAAGAUUAAUUCAGGAAAACCAACAUGUUCAUACAGCUGAAGCACUAUUAUUACUUGAAAAGUGGCUUGAUGAAAGAAAUGCUUUAAGACGUGCUAGUAAAUGUGUAUUUAAUCCACAAUUCGGAAGUAUUUUUCGUUCUUUUCAUAAUCCGUCUUAUUUUUCACAACGUCUUGGACAAUAUGCAACACUGUAUACGUCAAGAGUUACGAAUCUCUUACAUUUUCCACUAGAUCAUGCGUUUUUCCCUAAAAGAACUGCUUUACCACAUGAAUCAUUUUAA